GGUUUUCACAACCACUUGUCAGCAAAGCAAUGGACCUAUUUUUUUUUCCCCUUUUUUCCUUUUUCUUUUCUUUCUUUUGUUUUAUCACCAAUUCAUCUUUUUGUGGGUUCUUCAAAUCUUUAACGAUCCUCUGAUGAGAUGGCUAGGACUCAGAAGAACAAAGCAACCGCUCAUCAUCUGGGUUUGUUAAAGGCCAAACUUGCCAAGCUAAGAAGAGACCUUCUUGCACCGCCUACAAAAGGUGGUGAUGCUGCUGCUGGCGAAGGUUUUGAUGUCACCAAAAGUGGAGAUUCUAGAGUUGGACUUGUUGGGUUUCCUUCCCUUGGAAAAUCCACGCUCUUGAACAAGCUUACUGGAACCUUUUCCGAGGUACUCGCUAUUUUUUUUCUUCGGGUUGCUUCUUAUGAGUUCACGACUUUGACAUGCAUUCCCGGUGUUAUUACAUACCUACUUCCAUAUCUCCUUGGUCAAUCUGUUGUUUGUGGAGAGAGAUGUAUGAUUUGAUUGCUUCUUAUUGUUCUUAAGUUAUCUCCUAAGAAAUGAAAUACUUGGCUUUAUAUAUGACAUGUCCUAGCCUUUAAUUUUAUUCUCUUAAGUGCUCACUCUAUGUCUGUCAUGUACUCCGGUGUUUCCUGAUCUUGCUAUAAUUUGUAAUUGUUCAUUGGAUGUU
Molecule: messenger RNA, 670 nt
Organism: Brassica napus (rape)
Lineage: Eukaryota; Viridiplantae; Streptophyta; Magnoliopsida; Brassicales; Brassicaceae
Product: developmentally-regulated G-protein 3
Exons: 4
Coding region: 139-504 (121 amino acids)
Biological process (GO): cytoplasmic translation
Cellular component (GO): cytoplasm
Molecular function (GO): GTPase activity; GTP binding
Source: RefSeq, a predicted model, not a curated record